This is a messenger RNA of Prosopis cineraria, 542 nucleotides long. RefSeq names its product protein RALF-like 19. Lineage: Eukaryota; Viridiplantae; Streptophyta; Magnoliopsida; Fabales; Fabaceae. The coding region runs from base 72 to 419 and encodes 115 amino acids. The transcript has a single exon. The record is from RefSeq and is a predicted model, not a curated record.
UUCAUAUAUAUAAUUGUUAAAUCCCCCUUCACCCUCCCCAAGGUGCAAGGACAGGGGCUAACUGAAACACAAUGGAGUUGAAGCCUAGGUUUGCGGUGCUGGUCGCGGUGGUGGCAGUCACCUUGAUGGCAAUCACGACGGCGACCGAAGCCGUCUCGCCGGAUUGGAAGGACUUUUCCAUUGACGGUCAGCUGGUGGGUGACAGGGUAAGUGACGAGGAAGAGAUGAUGAUGGAGUCAGGUUGGAGCCAUCGGAGCUUGGUUGAACGAAGGUUCAUAAGCUACGAUGCUUUGAAGGCCAACCAAGUCCCAUGUGGUCGACGAGGACGAUCGUACUAUGAUUGCAACCGGAGAGGCAAUGCAAACCCUUAUCGCCGAGGUUGCACUGCCAUCACCCACUGUGCCCGACAAACUGACUGAUAUCUUUAUUCCUCUCCACCACCAUCACCCAAUCACUCACUUCACAAGACCAGACCAUGUUUAUCAUAAUUCUGUGCUUCGUGUACUAAUAAUGCAAUGAAAUUGUAUUAUUCAUUCACUUCA